Messenger RNA from Striga hermonthica, 9744 nucleotides. The record is from the annotation of a GenBank genome assembly. Lineage: Eukaryota; Viridiplantae; Streptophyta; Magnoliopsida; Lamiales; Orobanchaceae.
AUGAACAUAGUUAAAGGUGUGGCGGACCUCAUUUGGAGGACUUCGAGUGGCCAAAGUGGAGAAUACAGUGCAGCCGUACAAUCUGGGAGGUUUACACCACCAACUCCGUCGAUCAGCUUCAGUGAGGUAGGCGAUGAAGGGAUCUUGAAGACUCUCUUGGAAAGAUACAUAAAUACUGAUGAAGAGGUGGAGAAGAGAAAGUUGUUCCAAAUCUUUAUUAAGCAAUUCUUGACUAUAUACCGGAAUUGGAAACCAUCUAAUCUGGGUCAGUCUCCCGAAGAAGUGCUUGCUAUUUCACCUGUAAAAUAUGAACAUAAUUUUGCUGAUGUGGUGGUUGGCUGCAACUUUGGCCACCCUGCUGAAGUAAUACAGAUCUUGAUUGAAGAAGUCUCACAGAUAACCAGACUACUUGCUGACAAUCAAGUGGGUAUUACAACGUGCAUCAACAUCACAAGUGAAUCAUGGAUGACCUUAGAAGCUCUGACUGUUGUGACUUUGUCCGUUCAUAACUGCAAAGUCUUUGGUUACUAUUCUGGGAUUCAGAAGCUUACGGCAUUGAUGAAAGCUGCUGUUGUCCAACUUAAGACCAUUACUAGUGCACUUCAAGCAGAUCAAAGUUUGUUAAAUAAUAUGGUACAAAACACUGGAGUUUUGCAGCAGCUAUUGGUUCAUGUGGUGUCCAUCAUUUGCCAUUUCAUUGAUUUUCCUUCAAGCAUAGAGGAAAAUGUGCUGUUGAAAAGUAUCGACAUGGAACCGUCUGCAGCUAGAAGUGGUGUAAAUGUUAGCCUUUCUCGUGCUUUAAAACCUGCUGUUUCUGAAGCAACCUUGUCGUGGCAUCAAACAACUGUUGUAUCACUUAUGGAAGCUGGUGGACUUAAUUGGUUAUUAGAGAUAUUGCGUCUGAUCAGGAGAUUGAUUAUGAAAGAACAGUGGGCAGACAUGUUGCUUCAGCAUUUGACUCUCAGAGCUCUUCGAUCAGCUUUGUCUGGUAAUCAACGUGGUCAAAAUCAUUUCCGAAGUAUUGGAGGCUUGGAAGUUCUGUUAGAUGGACUGGGAGUUCCCUCAGUUGAUAGAUUGAUUUCAAGUUCUUCAUCAAGUGAUGAAAUAAGGAGCCAAAAUCCUUUGGAGGGUAUUUUUAAUCUCCAUGUUCUCUCAUUGGAGAGCCUCAGGGAAGCUAUUUACGGAAAUCUGAAUAAUUUGCAAUUUCUUUGUGAGAAUGGAAGGAUACAAAAGUUUGCAAAUAGUUUCUGUUCGGUUGCAUUUAUGAUUCAAGAGUACAAACGGGGCAAGGACUCCUCUUGGAAGAAGUAUCUGGAUGAAUUUGAGGAAAGAAAAACUAAUGCUUCAGAUAUUUGUGAAGGGGAGCUGUUCCCUCCAUUUUCAUCCGAUCCAUAUUAUGUAAAGAAUUGGAAAGAUUAUGUUGCUAGGUUGAGUGGAGCUCUUUGUUUUUUCCUUCUUGAAGGAAAAGAAAACACAUUCUACCGUGUUCAACCAACUGUCAGUGGAAGUACCAUAAUGAUGUCAGCGGUGUAUGCCGAACUUUCUGUAAAGUGGUUCACGAGGGUGCUUCUAACGGUUUUUCCAUGCAUUAAGGCAUGUUCGGAUCAAGGGGAAAUUCCUAACCACUUAAGGAUCUUUGCUUGCACGAUGCAACAUUAUGUUCUUUUCGCGUUUAAAAAGGUUCUUCUUUCAUCACCGUCGUUAGUUGAUGUCUUCCGUGCUGAAGGUGUGUGGGAUUUCAUCUUCUCUGAGAAUUUUUUCUACUUUGGCCCAGCUCCUACAGAGUUUUCUAGACAGAAUAUUAGUUGGUGUGAGGUUCCUUUAGUGGAUGAAGAAGGAUCUACUUCAGGUUCUGUUGUGGAUCAACCUAACUCUAAUCAAGUUGAGAUUCUACAAGUUGAAAUAAUCUCAUUCCUGGAGUUUGCAGCUACUUUAAGUGGAAGUAUCCAUAACCUGCCUGAAUGUACAGUUUUGCUGGAUGCUCUUGAACAAUCUGCCUGUAAUCCUGAGCUCGCCAUUAUUUUAGCGAAGAGCCUGACUCGUGUGUUGCAGAUUUCAGCUGAGAAAACAAUUUCUUCAUUUAAGACACUUUCUGCAAUUCCUCGGAUUCUCAAAGUUGCCUGUAUUCAGGUCGAGGAGUCUAAAAGGCCUGUCACUAUAUGUUCUUCUAUGGAAUCCACUUCUAGUGGUGAGGCAUCCUGUCAAAGCCAUGAACUGUCUGGUUCACCUGAGAGGACUGGUUGGGCAAAAUGCAUGAGAACAUUCUUGGAACUAUUUGCAGGAUACUUUUCAGUGUCAGAUGACACAAAACUUUCCAUUUUGAGCAAUUCUAUGUGUAUCAGUUGUAUGUUUGAAUUGUUCUGGGAAGAAGAUCUAAGAAAUCUUAUCCUCAAUUAUGUUCUCGACCUUAUGAAGAUAGUUCCAUUUUCUGAGGAGGUGCAGAAAGCGAAAGUAUUUCUAUGCUCUAAGUACUUGGAAACAUUUACGCAUUUGAAAGAACGUGUUAAGAAUUUUGCAGAUUUGUCUAUUGAGUUGCUGGUUGGGAUGAGAGAGUUGCUAUUAACAGAUCGUGUGUAUUAUCAAGAUUUGUUCCGUGAAGGUGAAUGUUUUUUGCAUGUCCUAUCUUUGUUGAAUGGAAAUCUGAAUGCUGAAAAUGGCGAGAAGUUGGUUUUGAAUGUGAUCCAAACGCUGAUUUGCUUACUGUCACAGAAUGAUGCUUCGAAGGCUGCUUUUAGGGCCCUUGUCGGAAAAAGUUAUCACACUUUACGGAGUUUGUUGUUGGAUUUCUGCCAGUGGCAGCCCAGUGAAUCACUUCUAAGUGCACUGCUUGAUAUGUUGGUUGAUGGGAAAUUCGAUCUGAAAGUGAAUUCUGUUAUAAAGAAUGAAGACGUGAUCUUGCUUUAUCUCAGUGUCCUUCAAAAGAGCAGUGAUCCAUUGCAGCAGCAUGGGCUCAAUAUAUUCCUGCAUCUGCUAAGGGAUUCCCUAUCUAAUCGGGCGUCAUGUGUUAGAGCAGGAAUGCUUGACUUUCUUCUGAACUGGUUUUCACAAGACAACUCUGAAACUCUGGUUUGGAAAAUCUCCCAGUUAAUACAAGUGAUUGGUGGGCAUAGCAUAUCUGGAAAGGAUAUACGGAAAUUUUUCGCAAUGCUUCGUAACCAGGGUAUUGAGCCUCAGCGAUCCUUGAGCUCGUUACUCUUAACUAGCAUGUCAGCAAUGCUAAACGAAAAGGGUCCAACAGCAUUCUUUGAUCUAAAUGGGAUUGAUUCUGGUAUUGUAAUCAAAACACCAGUCCAGUGGCCUGUAAACAAGGGAUUUUCAUUUACAUGUUGGCUUCGGGUAGAAAGCUUUCCUCAAAGUGGAUCAAUGGGGCUCUUUAGUUUUCUUACAGAAAAUGGACGAGGUUGCUAUGCUGCUCUUUUGAAGGACAAGUUAAUUUAUGAGUCAAUUAAUCAGAAACGGCAACGUGUUUCGUUGAAGUUCAACCUUGUCCGAAAGAAGUGGCACUUUUUCUGUUUAGUUCAUUCUGUUGGUAGAGCAUUUUCUGGGGGAAGCCAGCUGAAAUGUUAUUUGGAUGGGGUUCUUGUGUCCACUGAAAAGUGCAGGUAUGCAAAAGUGAGUGAACCAUUGAGUAGCUGCACGAUUGGAACUAAACUGUAUCUACCUAGCUAUGAGGAAGAGAAUGGCGUGCAUUCUGUCAAAGAUUCUUAUCCUUUUCUUGGUCAAAUUGGUCCCACUUACUUGUUCAGCGAUGCCGUCUCUUCUGAACUUGUGCAGGGCGUUUGUUUUCUAGGGCCAAGUUAUAUGUACUACUUUCUUGAUAAUGAAAUUUCAGUUUAUGUUGAUAACUUCUUGCCUGGUGGAGUUCUGGAUGCAAAAGAUGGUCUAGCAUCAAAGAUUAUCUUUGGAAUAAAUGCACAGGCAAGUAAUGGCCGUACAUUAUUUAAUGUUUCGCCAAUUGUGGAUAGUGCACUUGAUAGGAAACUUUUUGAAGCAACUGUAUUGGGUGGCACUCAGCUAUGCUCUCGAAGGCUGCUGCAGCAGAUCAUUUAUUGUGUUGGAGGGGUGUCUGUGUUUUUCCCUUUGCUAACUCAGUGUGAUAUGUUUGGAAACAGCAAAAGUGAACGAAUUGGGCAGAUGUUGCUCACUCCUAUCGCCAAGGGUCACUUAACUGCUGAAACCAUUAAGCUUAUAGCAUCUACUUUGGAUGAUAACUUGGCCAAUCAACAACAGAUGCUGCUGCUUUCGGGAUUUUCAGUACUGGGAUUUUUACUGCGCUCAGUUCCUGCCGAGCAGCUAUAUUUGGAAACUCUUUCAUCAUUGAAGCAUUUGUUUAGUGUUGUUGCUAAUGGCGGAUUGUCAGAAUUGCUGGUAAAAGAUGCUAUUUGUUAUAUCUUUCUUGAUCCCCAUAUUUGGGUCAACACAGUGUACAAGGUGCAGCGGGAACUGUACAUGUUCCUUAUUCAGCAAUUUGAUAAUGAUCCGAGGUUGUUGAAGAGUUUGUGUAGGCUGCCUCGUGUGAUUGAUAUUGUUCGGCAGUUUUACUGUGAUAAUUCGGAGAGCAAACCUGCUCUCGAGAAGAAGCGAAGUACGUAUGUCAUGACAGAACAAAGCAUUGGACAGAAGCCUGACAAAGAAGAAAUACGUAAAAUUCGUCUCCUUUUAUUAAGUCUUGGUGAGAUGAGUCUCAGGGAGCAAAUAACAGUUGCUGAUGUAAAAGCGCUCGUUGCAUUUUGUGAAUCCUGUGAGGAUAUGGCUUGCGUUGAAGAUAUUGUAAACAUGAUGAUACGUGCUGUGUCCCACAAACAACUUCUUGGUUCCUUUCUUGAGAAAGUGCAUUUAAUUGGAGGCUGUCACAUUUUUGUUAAUUUUUUGUUGAGGGAUUUUGAGCCAGUUAGAUUGCUAGGCUUACAAUUCAUUGGAAGGCUUCUAGUCGGUCUGCCAGCAGAGAAGAAAGGGUCGAAAUUUUUCAACAUUUCUGUUGGGAAGUCCAAAUCUUUAUCUGAAAGACAUAAAAAGAUUAGCAUUGAUAUGCUACCAAUUUUCUCCAUGAUAGCCGACAGGCUUUUCAAAUUUCCCCAGACAGAACUUCUCUGUGCCACGAUGUUUGAUGUUCUUCUAGGUGGUGCUAGCCCAAAACAGGUUUUGCGAAAGCAUUAUCAAUCUGAUCGGCAGAAGCACAACAAAAAUAAUUGUCAGUUCUUCCUUCCUCAGGUUUUACCUCUCAUUUUCAGAUUUUUAUCAGGUUGCGAGGACCACACAUCAAGAAUAAAAAUUAUGGGUGAUCUACUAGAUCUUCUUGAUUCAAAUCCAUCAAACAUUGAAGCUCUUAUGGAAAAUGGAUGGAAUGCUUGGCUGGUUGCCUCUACGAAGCUUGAUGUGAUAAAGAAUUACAAAGUGAAAGUGCAAAUACGCGGUGACCCUGUGAUGGAUGAACAAUAUUUUGUGAGAAAUGCAUACAGUGUUGUUCUAUGUCACUAUAUGCUUUCUGUUAAAGGUGGCUGGCAGCAUUUAGAAGAAACUGUGAAUUUCCUUCUAAUUCAAUCUCAACAAGUUAUCUCAUAUAAAUAUUUUCUUCGUGAUUUGUAUGAAGAGUUGAUCCAGAAGCUAAUAAACUUAUCUACCGAAGAAAAUAUUUUUCUCUCUCAGCCAUGUCGGGACAACACAUUGUACCUUGUAAAAUUAGUUGAUGAAAUGCUGAUAUCUGAAAUGGAUCGUUGCCUUCCGUUUCCUGCAAGCAGUUCCACGGUUCCACAAUUUUCGGAACUAGACAACUGGCCAGAUUUAAGUGCUGCUUUACCUGACGCUUUGCAGGGAGAAACUGCUGCAGACUUGACCAGGACCUCUUGGGGACAGAAUCAGCAUGACUUGAAUGAAGAAAAGUUUGCUGAUGAGUGGUGGAAUAUAUAUGACAAUCUUUGGAUCGUCAUCAGUGAAAUGAAUGGAAAGGGACCGAGCAAGAUGUUACCAAGAUCCUCAUCAUUUGUGGCGCCAUCAUUAAGCCAAAGGGCUCGUGGAUUGGUGGAAUCACUGAACAUCCCUGCUGCUGAGAUGGCGGCAGUUGUCUCAGGGGGAAUUAGUAAUGCACUUGUGGGAAAGCCGAACAAAACUAUAGACAAGGCUAUGCUAUUGAGAGGGGAAAGAUGCUCAAGAUUUGUUAACCGCCUCAUGGUUAUCUAUCUUUGUAGAUCAUCACUUGAGAGAGCAUCACAGUGUGUUCAGCAGGUCAUUCCUGUUUUGCCUUUCCUUCUGGCUGCUGAUGAUGAGCAAAGCAAGAAUCGGCUGCAGCUUUUUAUCUGGUCAUUGCUUGUCGUUAGGUCCCAGUAUGGGAUGCUUGACGGCGGGGCCCGCUUUCACGUCAUUUCUAGCUUGAUAAGAGAAACAAUCAACUGUGGUAAGUCAAUGCUGGCGACGAGUAUCAUUGGUGGUGACGAUUUCUCUGAUUUGGGUAAUAAUUCGAAGGAAGGAAACACUUUAUUCAGUUUCCUCCAAAAGGAUCGACUUCUUGGUGCGGUUGCUGAUGAAGUCAAGUACAUUAAGUGUACGACAGCUGACCGUAAUUUGCAAUUAGAUGAACUGCGAAGUAGGAUGGAAGAAAAUGCAUCAGUAGAAUGUAACCAGAAGAAAGCUGUAGAGGAUCAGCUACAUGGUACUUUAAGUACAAUUCUUGCUUCGGAUGAGAGUAGAAGAUCUUUGUUUCAGCUCUCUUUGGAUGAGGACCAGCAAAUUGCUGCUGAAAAGUGGAUUCAUACUUUGCGCUUGCUGAUUGAUGAAAGGGGUCCUUGGUCUGCAAAUCCUUUCCCAAAUAACCUUGUUACACAUUGGAAACUGGAUAAAACAGAGGACACAUGGCGUCGUAGGCAAAAAUUGAGACAAAAUUAUCAUUUUGAUGAUAAACUUUGUCAACCCUCAUUAGUAGUACCUAGCGGCAGAGCACGUCCGUCUACAAAUGAUAGCAAACUUGGCUUUGGAACUCUGACUGCAGAGAAAAUGAAGCAAUUUUCAGUUAAAGGAAUUCAUAGUAUUACUGAUGUGGGGUCUCCAGAACAAAAUGAAAAUGAAUCUCACUCUGGCCAGCAAAAGAUCUCAGAGGUUGAGGGUUCUUCAGAUAAACAGUAUCCUGAGGUGGCAAAGGAGGGUGGCGAGCAGGAAAUUGUGCAAGAUAGAGAAGAAUAUCUGUCGGUGACAGAAUCAGAGAACAGUGAGGUUCUCAUGGAAAUUCCAUGUGUGCUGGUAACACCAAAGAGGAAAAUAGCUGGGCGUUUGGCCAUUAUGAAAAAGUUCUUACAUUUCUUUGGUGAGUUUUUGGUGGAGGGUACAGGAGGGACAUCUGUUCUUAAGACCUAUUUUUCUUCGGGCAAUUCUGAUCACAGUAAGCUGGAACAUGUUGGAGGACUUCCCAGGCAAAAGGUUCUCAAAUUGCCCAUGCAUUUGAAUCUGGGUUCUGAAAAACCAUCUGUCGGUGAGAAUAUUAGUUCAGUUGACAGAACUAAUGAUCAUAAACUGCAUAACAGUGUAAAGCGCCAUAGGUGGUGGAGCAUGUCCAAGAUCAAGGCCGUCCAUUGGACUCGAUAUUUGCUGAGAUAUACUGCUAUAGAGAUCUUCUUUCUUAGCUCUGUUGCUCCAAUAUUUUUGAGUUUUUCAUCACAAAAAGAUGCAAAAGACGUUGGGAACUUGAUAGUAGCAACAAGAAAUGAAUCUGUAUUCCUCAAGGGACAAAAGGACAAAACUGGAGCUAUAUCAUUUGUUGAUAGACGCCUAGCCCAGGAAAUGGCGGAAACUGCUAGAGAAAGCUGGAGGAGAAGAGAGAUUACAAACUUUGAGUAUCUGAUGAUUCUUAACACCCUCGCAGGAAGAUCCUACAAUGAUAUUACCCAGUAUCCUGUGUUUCCAUGGGUAUUAGCAGAUUAUUCAUCUGAGACGCUUGAUCUAAAGAAGUCUUCAACUUUCAGAGAUUUAUCAAAGCCUGUUGGUGCCCUUGAUCCAAAACGAUUUGAGGUGUUUGAGGAUAGAUACAACAAUUUUGUCGAUCCUGAUAUUCCCAGUUUCUACUACGGAUCACAUUACUCAAGCAUGGGAAUUGUACUCUUUUACCUACUUAGGUUAGAGCCAUUUACCGCACUUCACCGUAGUUUGCAGGGUGGUAAAUUUGACCAUGCCGACCGGCUUUUCCAAAGCAUUGAAGGGACUUACAGAAAUUGCCUUUCCAAUACAAGUGAUGUGAAGGAAUUGAUUCCAGAAUUCUUUUAUAUGCCAGAAUUUUUAAUGAAUUCGAAUUCAUAUCAUUUUGGAGUAAAACAAGAUGGUGAACCUAUAGGUGAUGUUUGCCUCCCUCUCUGGGCCAAGGGCUCACCAGAUGAAUUCAUUAAUAGAAACAGGGAGGCCCUUGAAAGUGAGUAUGUUAGUUCAAACCUCCAUCACUGGAUUGAUUUAGUUUUUGGAUACAAGCAGCGUGGAAAACCAGCUGUUGAGGCUGCAAAUAUCUUUUAUUAUUUAACAUAUGAAGGUGCUGUUGACUUGGAUAACAUGGAAGAUGAUUUGCAAAGAUCAGCCAUAGAAGACCAGAUUGCUAAUUUUGGUCAGACGCCAAUUCAAAUUUUUCGGAAGAAACAUCCGAGGAGAGGGCCACCAAUCCCAAUUGCUCAGCCUCUGAGAUAUGCUCCUGGCUCUAUCAAUUUAACUUCUGUAGUUUCGGGUGUAAACAAUUCUUCUUCAGCGGUACUUUAUGUCAAUGCAUUGGACUCGUGUAUCCUCACUGUGAGCCAAAACCUUACGAUGUCUGUUAAGACGUGGCUGACUACCCAAUUGCAAUCUGGUGGGAACUUUACGUUUUCUAGCUCUCAGGAUCCUUUCUUUGGGAUUGGCUCCGAUGUACUUUCUCCUUGUAAAAUUGGGAGUCCUCUUGCCGAUAACUUUGAGCUUGGAGCACAAUGCUUUGCCACCUUGCAAACACCAUCUGAGAGUUUUCUCAUCUCCUGUGGCAACUGGGAAAAUAGUUUUCAGGUCAUGUCCCUCAGUGAUGGAAGAAUGGUGCAGAGUGUCAGACAUCACAAAGAUGUUGUGAGCUGUGUUGCAGUUACAGCUGAUGGAAGCAUUCUAGCUACAGGAAGCUAUGAUACCACUGUCAUGGUGUGGGAAGUUCUUCGUGUUAGAAAUGCCGAAAAGAGAUCCCGUUCGAGGACCGAAAUCCCUUGGAAGGAUUGCGUAGUUGCCGACACUCCAUUUCACAUUCUCUGCGGACAUGAUGACAUCAUCACAUGCUUGUACGCGAGUACCGAGCUCGAUCUCAUAAUAAGUGGUUCACGAGACGGGACUUGUAUUUUCCAUACUCUGCAGGAAGGUAGGUAUGUGAGGUCACUUCGGCAUCCUAGUGGCAGACCACUGUCCAAGCUUAUAGCUUCUCGUCAUGGGCGUAUUGUACUUUACGCGGACGAUCUUAGUUUGCAUCUCUAUUCUAUAAACGGAAGGCACAUAUCAACUGUCGAGUCCAAUGGCCGGCUGAGCUGCCUUGAGCUGAGUAGUUGUGGGGAUUUUCUGGUUUGUGCGGGGGACCAGGGCCAGAUUGUCUUGCGCUCUAUGAAUUCGCUCGAAACCCUUAUGAAGUAUGCUGGAGCUGGAAAGUCGAUUAGUUCGCUGACUGUGACGCCUGAAGAAUGUUUUAUAGCCGGGACUAAAGAUGGCAGCCUUCUCGUGUACUCCAUUGAGAAUCCUCAGCUUCGUAGAACUGGCGUUCAAAGGCAUUCAUGA